Anopheles coluzzii is the source of this 913-nucleotide messenger RNA. Its product is annotated as BLOC-1-related complex subunit 8 homolog. The record is from RefSeq and is a predicted model, not a curated record. Lineage: Eukaryota; Metazoa; Arthropoda; Insecta; Diptera; Culicidae. The coding region runs from base 115 to 696 and encodes 193 amino acids. Gene Ontology annotation, cellular component: BORC complex. The transcript has 3 exons.
UCUAUAUUUUAAUUAGCAUUUGGUGUUGUCAAAUAUUCGUUCUGUUACUACUAAAAAAACAAAUUUUCUUGAGUUUAUUGAGCACGUUUGCUAAACUUUCUUCAUUCCUCCGCGAUGAACCAAAAAGUGUCAACCGUGAACGAUCCGGAAUUGCAGGCCAAAGUGAAGAAAACGACUGAAAAAAUAUCGGAAAACAUGCACAUCAUCGCUAAUGAGCCUAGUUUAGCGUUCUACCGCAUCCAGGAGCACGUCCGGAAGGUAAUCCCGCUCAUAGUGGAGCGUCGCGCGGAGGUGGUUCAACUGCAGCAGGAUUUACAGGGCAAGUGCUACGAUAUGGAGUACGCCAUAGGUGCCGUGAAAGAUAUUGAGGCAGCCGAUACGUCGUUGAAGAAUGUCCAAGAAUUGCUAAAGAAUGCCAUCUUUCUCAAGCAACAGCUAAAGUACGUGGAAUCUAGACGACCGAAGAAAGACACCAACAGCUCCGUGUACAAACGGUUGUCGGCCCACAUCACACUGGACCUGCCCGACCUUACCGAUCUGUCCGGGGUGGUGCGGGAAACAACCAACCGGGUGGAGCACAUGAUGUCACAGGCGCGAAAUUCGAACAGUAACAUCAACAACAACCCUCCCGCGGGGACGGCCAACUCCACCGCAGGGCCAGCCGAGUUGCAACGGUCCUACACAACGCUGCACUGAAGCCAAACGCUUGUCGUGGUUGCUUCGAAAAGUUACGCAUCAGUUUCGUUCCUUUUCAUUUUCCCUAUCUGUGAUGUUACUUUUGUUCACGCCCUUGUUUUCUCGACAUUCCUCGAAGAGGAGAUGGAAAAUAAUGACAAAAUUUAGUAUUGUAGAGGACAUCGUUCCGGGAUAGUGCGGAACGGCUAAAUAAAAUGGGUUUAUUAUUUUAACGCUA